CAAACCGCACCCACUCGACUUAGAUAACAUACAAUCCCCACAUGAACACAUUGCAUGUGCAUGUUGCGUGCUUGCCUUGCAUAUAUUUGAAACGUAUAUUCGUCGAAAGGCCCCAGCUUAGGUACACCUGCCUUAGUUCCAUUUUCCCUCUAGCAUCGCCGAAAAAAAAAGAUAUACAUAGGUACCUAUCUAGGCACCAUAACAGGACUUGUCGAACCUCGACACUCAUUCUAUCAUAGCCACCUAGCAUCUGAGAGUAAACAUGAACUCGGCAGCUUCAUCUCACCAGCCAGACGCCUCGGGCGAGGCCCCGAAACAGCUUAAUUAUCUCCCGUACCUGAAGCUGAACGAUGGCAAUCAAAUCCCCAUGCUCUCAUACGGCCUGGGCACAGCCCAAUGUCGAAGGGGUGGUGAUGUCGACCCAAAACUGGUUGAACUCACCAAGAUUGCUCUCAAAAAGGGCUACAACCACCUGGACGGGGCUGAAGUUUACGGCAAUGAGGAGGAGCUCGGCCAGGCUGUAAAAGAAUCCGGACUACCCCGCGAGAGCCUCUUCAUCACCACCAAGACCUUCUGCAAACCUGGCGUCACCACUCAGGAGAGCCUGGACGCUUCUCUCAAGCGACUGCAGCUUGACUAUGUCGACCUGUUCCUGAUCCACAGCCCCUUCUGGGCCGAAUCACCCGAGGAGCUGCAGGCCAAGUGGGCUGAGAUGGAAGCCCUCAGGGAAGCCGGCAAGGCCAAGUCCAUUGGAGUCUCCAACUUUCUUCAGGAACAUCUGGAGACCAUCCUCAAGACGGCCAAGGUCCCGCCCGCCAUCAACCAGAUCGAGUAUCACCCGUACCUCCAGCACGGCGAUCUGCUCGACUACCACCGCAAGCAGAACAUAGCAACGUCGGCAUACGGGCCCCUGACGGCCAUCACGAAUGCCAAGGGGGGACCUGUCGACGGCAAGUAUCAUGAGCUGGCCAGAAAAUACGGCGUCACGCCUGGUGAGAUUGCACUACGAUGGUGUAUUGACCAAGGAGUUGUGGCCAUCACGACCAGCGCCAAAGAGGACCGUCUGGAGGCGUUACAGAAGAGAAUCCCGAGCUUCAAAUUGACGCCCAAGGAGGUCCAGGAAAUUUCGGAGCUAGGCAACCAGAAACACCAUCGGGGCUUUUGGAACAACAAGUUUGCGGCGGACGAUCGGCGUUAAGAGACAUUGAAAGGGAUAUAAUCGAACGAUAAUUUCUUUUUUGUUGCAGAAUGGCGUCGGAAAAGGUAUCGAACUGUGUGGGGUCUCUCCAAGUAAAAGUUUGACGCCAGGAAGAGAAAAACAUGUUUGUAACCCCGACAACGACACUAUUAUCAAUGCCAUCGCAAAGCUACUCGCUCAACCCCGGUUUUGGGACGA
Molecule: messenger RNA, 1396 nt
Organism: Pyricularia oryzae 70-15
Lineage: Eukaryota; Fungi; Ascomycota; Sordariomycetes; Magnaporthales; Pyriculariaceae
Product: aldehyde reductase 1
Exons: 3
Coding region: 263-1198 (311 amino acids)
Cellular component (GO): cytosol
Molecular function (GO): aldose reductase (NADPH) activity; oxidoreductase activity, acting on NAD(P)H as acceptor
Source: RefSeq, a predicted model, not a curated record